AUGAUCUCGUUAAAUGAUGGUUUCAGCUGUCGUUAUUGGACUCCGAUGGUCGCUUUUCCAUUCGUUCCGAAGUUUCACCAUCUUUGCACGAUUCCGACUUUCAAUAUUUUUGGACUUCGAUAUCGUUCUACUCUGAGGGGACGUUUUCAACACUGGAAGAAACCGGUAUAUUCAGCGCCUCAUGUUAAUCCUCUCGAAGUGGGACCUGAUUUUUCAAUUGUAGGUGGACGGUCCGUUCAUGUUACGUCUAAAGUCCAGUUGAAGCAUAAGCUGGAUCAACUUCGAUUAGCGAAAAAAAUCGUUCACUUACUUAGUGACGUCAAGGAAAUGGAAGUCUUGCAUAAGAAUGCGCAGAGGCAGCGAUUAGUGAAUGAAGAGCACAUUGAAUCAAUUCGGCCAAAAUCCAAAGGAAUGAAAUCUAUAGUCUGA
This is a messenger RNA of Angiostrongylus costaricensis, 429 nucleotides long. The record is from the annotation of a GenBank genome assembly. NCBI's taxonomy places the organism in Eukaryota, Metazoa, Nematoda, Chromadorea, Rhabditida, Metastrongylidae.